Molecule: messenger RNA, 1526 nt
Organism: Ornithodoros turicata
Lineage: Eukaryota; Metazoa; Arthropoda; Arachnida; Ixodida; Argasidae
Gene: Coa7
Product: cytochrome c oxidase assembly factor 7 homolog
Exons: 3
Coding region: 404-1102 (232 amino acids)
Cellular component (GO): mitochondrial intermembrane space
Molecular function (GO): protein binding
Source: RefSeq, a predicted model, not a curated record
AACGGUCGUCACCAAAGCAGAAAGCAGAGCCAGCACAGCUCGCGCUAAUAUUUUCCUCUACGAGUGUGAUGGUGAUAUAUGUGGUGUGGUGAGGAACAUAUUUCACACACCACAAUCACUGCCGGCAACCAGUAGUCUGAGGUUGGGACACGCAUACGCACCUGAAAGCUGUUGCAAAAAUAUGUAAGCUUGUACCGCAAAUUUUGAAGAACCUUCACAAAUCUUACGCGGUCUAAAUUACGUACACGAUAAAACAUCGAAGGGCGGAAAGAUAGCGGUAGGAAAGCAUAUUAAAAUGGACAGUACGAUCAGUAUAAACAUCAGUGUUUAGCAGACGGCUCUCUCAACCUCAACGCACUUGCGUGUUGGUUUUUGGCCGGUAGCUACACAGCAUCGCUUCGAAAUGCCGUACGAUUUCAAAAAGGAAGAGGAAGUGAAGGAAUUCUUAGAAAAUUUGGGCAUCGAGUACCGCUUCGAAUGCUUCCACGAAAAGAAACCAGAUGGUUGCCAUCGGUUGGGAGACUACAUGGAAGCAAUCAAGAAAGACUUUGAGAAAGCGGGACAAGUAUACAAAAGAAACUGCGACGAAAACAAACACCCAAAAAGUUGCUUCAAGUAUGGCAACUACAGGUGGCUAGGAAAAGGAUGCAAAGUGAAUGAAACAGAAGCCUACAAGUACUACCGCACCGGAUGCGAUGCAGGAUCUCCUGAGGGCUGCUUUGCAGCUGCCCUCAUGCUCACAUCCAGGGACAGAAAGAAACCCUCAGUGAUACCCAAGGACAACCGCUUGGGGUUACAGCUCCUGGACCGUGCCUGCCAGCUGGGCAGCGCGGAUGGCUGCUACUUCGCCAGCGCCCACUACAUCAACGGCAACGACGCCGUGGUCAAGGACAUGAAAAAGGCAUUUGUUUACACCACCCGCGGAUGUGAGCUGGGCAACAUGUACGCAUGUUCCAAUCUCAGCCUCAUGUAUCGGAAAGGGGAAGGCACAGAGAAAAACGAAAAGUUGGCGGAAGAAUACAAGCAGAAAGUCAUCGAAUACAGGGACAGCUUGCAGAAAUUGCAACCGACUCUCGAGAUGGAACAGGGAGUCAAGGAUUGAACUCACCUCUGUUGUGUAGUGAAAAGGACUCGUGUUGAACACCUUAGCUAUAGUACAGAGCUGUCCACGAUAGCGAAAUUGCCAGGGUUGCCGUAUGGGGGGCACAGAGACUAGGAGAUCACAGAUAAGGCCACAAUUGCCUGGAUAACGUCAAAAUCGUGUAAGCGUGGCUUGUCUAGAGUACAGUGUGUGGUAGCAGGAAAGCCUUUGAUAGUUGAUAGUCUCAACAUUUGAAUGAAAUAGCAAGGUUAUCUAACACUCCAAAUAGAAAUCUAGUUUCAGUUUCCACCUAAAGGCUAGACAGGUAAAGGUUCACCAAUGAUAAAUAUCCCAAAUCCUCCCAAACUGUGGCCUUAAUUUCUAAAACUAACCUUCUAGGAGUGACACUUUCAUCUACCAAUGAUAAUAGAAUUUAAUAUUUGCA